Messenger RNA from Phasianus colchicus (ring-necked pheasant), 5803 nucleotides. Lineage: Eukaryota; Metazoa; Chordata; Aves; Galliformes; Phasianidae. The record is from RefSeq and is a predicted model, not a curated record.
GUGGGAAGAGCACAAACAGACCCAUCAGCAUGGUGCUCCUGCUGCUGCUGCACCCACAGGCGCCGCGCAGGCCAGGACCAGCCGGGGGGUGGCCGUGGCUGUGGCAGGUGCAGAGCAAAGCACCAGCUGUAGGUUACGGUCACGGCUUUACACCUCACUGCUGCCUGUGUCUUACAGCCCACUCUGCAAUGAGCUCUGCUCACCCCAGAAGCUGUGACCCAUUUGUCAGCCCCUGCACCUCCAACCCAACUCUCCAGCACCACGUGUGGGAAUCAUCCUGACACCCAACUGAGCUGGGUGUAACCACUGUGACCAUCCCAUCCCACCCCUCCCUGAAAACUGCCGUUGGGCAAACGCAUCAAAUUGAACACAAGGGCCGAUGUGGGGGAGUGAAUCCUAGACAGGACUUUGUUUGACUGUUGUUCAGAAAGGGAAGGCCUGCAUGUGCAGGCUUGCCCUGAUGAAAGAGCACCUGCCCAGCAAAGCACUGCUGGGGAACAGGCUGCUUUUGUGCAGAGGGGCCGUUAAGCGACAGCAAGGCAGGAAUGCAGUUACACCAGUGGCUGCCUACUGCUGCCAGAGCCAAAGGACCCGCAACAGAGUACCCAGCACUCCGGGGACGUCUGCGCGCUGGCAGCACCGCCUCGGCUGUCCCAGAGCAUGAACCUGCAGACCUGGGGCUGCUCCUGGCAUACAUGCUUUUAGAGCAAUGCUGUUGGCUUGCAGAGCAGCAUGGGGAGCUUCAGGUCUGACACCUACCUGGAAAAACUUCUGGAAGGCAUCAGCAGGCUUCGCACCCAGAAAGCACUGUGUGAUGUAACACUGGAGGCAGAAGGGGUUUGCUUUCCAGCACACAAGAUCAUUUUAGCAUCAGCAAGCAAUUACUGCAAGAUUCUAUUUGUUGGGAACGCAACAAGGAUGGGGAGCGCAGAUGGAAGCGUCCGUCUGAACGCUGUCAGUGCCACGGGGCUGAGCAACGUCCUCAGCUUCAUUUACUCCAACAAAUUAGAUCUCUCCUUACAAAAUGUUGAGGAGACAUUCAAGGCUGCAGAAGCCCUGCUGGUUGGAGAGGUGAUCAACCUGUGUUUCCAAUUUCUGGAAAGCUGCUUGAGUGGUGAGAACUGCGUGGACAUUCUACGCAUUGCCAAAAAACUUGGCCCCACAGAGCUGAGAGAGAAGGCCAUGUGCUGUGUAGGGCAGCAUUACAAACAGCUCCUGGCCAACCCUCAGAGCCUGAAUGAUCUUGACAGAGGAACCCUCUGUGAAAUCUUAGACAGGACCACCAUGGAGGGGAGCAGUGAGCCGGAGCUGCUCAGAGCUGCUGUGAGCUGGCCGCAGCAUGACCGCAUGCGGCUGCAAUACAUGGGGGACAUUUUAAAGCGCAUCAGAUUCCCUCUCAUUCCUUACAGUGAUCUGCAGCGCUGUGUCCAGGAAAUCCCUUUGACAAGGCUGGACUGGGGCUGCUGCCGGCUCCUCCAGGACGCCCUGAUCCACCACCCCCAGCUCUGCACCCGGCCAUCCCAGCAGACCCCGCACACCAUCCUCCGCUCCGCUUUCCCUGCGCUGCUCAUCGCUGGUGGCAGAACCACCACCAACAGCAUCUGCAGGGAGAUGUGGGCUGCAGAGCAGAGCUGCGGCACCUGGCGCAAAGUCGGGGACCUCUGUGUGCCCCUGUACAACCACUGCAUAGUUGUCAUCGAUGACUUCCUCUUUGUCUUGGGGGGGCAGAGCACAUUCGAUCCCACAGGAAAGCAGCCAUCAAAUGAGGUAAGCCAAGAAACCUUUAGCCUUGGAAAGGGGCAGGGGAGGAAGGGGAUCAUUCUGCUGCUCACUAGGUCACUGUAGGUCUCCCACCUUUCCAUGUUAAAAUCCUACAACCACAGAAUAUCCUGAAUUGGAACAGACUCUCAGGGAUCACCCGGCCCCACACAGCACCACCCAAUCCUCAGCCCUAUGGCUCAGAGUGGUGUCCCAGCGCUCCCUGAGCUCCUGCAGCUGGGGGCUGUGCCUGCUGCCCUGGGAGUUGUGCCAUGCCCAGCCCUAUGGGCACAGCAAUUCCCCAGCCCCAUCUGAGCCUCCCCUGACAGCUCCAUGCUGUUCCCUUGGCCCUGUCGCUGUCUCCACAGUGCACAGCAGGGCAGCCCUUCCCCUCUCCCAGUGGCAGCGCUCAGCCAGGUGCACCCCAGGGCACAGUUGGCCCUUUGGGCCGCAGGGCACACUGCUGUCACUGUCUUCUAGAGCCCUGUGCAGUAUUAGCAGCCCUUGGGAACACAGGUUCCAAACUCUGGUAAGCAAUCAAUUCCUGCCCCAUCUCAUCUGCUUCCACUGUAAGCUGUCCCACUAAUCCAAACAGAGCCAUCAUGAGCUCAGCCACCUCAGCAGUCCAUCAAGUAACCACCCAAAUGUUACCCCCAAUCCAUCGCUGCUGUGGCAGGCACUGCCAUUGGGGGCAGAAACUGAAGCCUCCUGCACUCAGCAGCUGCAAGUGGCAUUUCCUUCCCUGAGGCAAAGUCAGGAGGUGGCUCAGCAGCAGUGGCACACAUUCGGGGCCACAGCCCAUGCCUAGCUUCAACAGCACCUGGUUCUGCAGACAAGACUCUCCUUCCAUGAGCUGGGCUUGCUAAUCAAAACAACAAGAUGGAGCUCAGGGGGUUGUUUAAGGUUGGGUAAGAUGUAAAAGCUCAGCCGCCCUCCUCGCUGCACAUUCAAACAGAAACAGAGGUGUAAAAAACAGCUUUCAAUAGAUGUGUGCCAGCUGCCAUUCAUAGCUUAACAUUUUUCCAUCAAACCGAUGUAUUCCAGCUCCUGCUCACUGCAGGUAGGAAGCACAGCCUGUUCCCAGGAACAGAGCCUCACGUGAGCUCGCUUAGGGCACACGGGGCUGCAGGGUGUCAGCUCCAACAGAGGCUCUACUGUCCAGAUCUCCUCCAACCUUGAGAAAACUUGCAUUAGCUCCUGAAGCCGGGCGCCUGCCUUCAGCUCAUGGCCUCCUACAUGCUGUGAUUCCAGGUGUUCCGAUUCGACCCAUGCAAUGCUUCCUGGCUCCAGCUCGCUGGCAUGCUGCAGCGGCGGACGCGCUUCUACGCAGACGUGCUGUCUGACCACAUCUUUGUGGUGGGGGGUGGGACGCUGCUGGGGGCCCUCACCCACACUGUGGAGUCGUACCAGCCAGCUGCCAACAAGUGGGAAUUUGCAGCUCCCCUCCCCAUACCUAUCGCUGACCACGCGGGCGCAACCCAUGAGGGAAUCCUCUACAUUUCAGGUGAGAAAUCUAUCCCAAACCAGCUUAUUGCCAGAGUCCAAGCCUGCACCCACCCCAGUAACACCCACAGCUCACAUCCUUUUCCAGCUCCAUUAAACACAAACCCACUGCCAGCCUGAAUGCCUGAGCUGUUUUCUUCCCACAGCAUUAAAUACAACACCUCCUGCUUGCAAUUCACACUCCUGCUCAGCUCUGACCUUACAGUCCUGCCAAAAUUCCAAAGCCUCGCUGGCAGGAAGGCAGACCAGGGGCAGGCAGCUGUAGUGCUGCAGAUGGGAUUAAACUGAGCUGUUAAUCCACAUGGGAGAUGUGGCACUAACCCACUGAGCUGCUGAGCAGUGCUCACCCAGAGCCAAGGAUGUAUCCCCCUGCCGAUGAGGAGCUGGGCUGCACAGGGAGGGAACAGGACCAGCACAGCAGAUCCAGGCUGGCCAAAGGGACAUCCCAAACCGUACAGCACUGUGCUCAGCAAUAGGACUGGGGGGAAAGAAGGAGGAAGGGCAGUCACGGGGAGUGAUGUCAUUUCCUUCCAGAAAAACAUUACAUCCCCUGCUUUCCAGGAAUAUCUGCCUGCUGAUGGGAAACAAAUUCUUCAUUUUGCUGUGUCUGCAUGCACAGCCUCUGCUUUACACAGCAAGCUGUCUUCACCUCAAUCCACGAGUUUUAUCUUUAUCGGGGGGGAUUUCCCACUUUUCUCCCCCCUCCCACUGGUAGGGAGUGAGCAUGCAUCUGUGUGGGGCUCAGCUGCCCAUUGGGGUUCAACCACAACUCAUGCAGAGAAUGCGCAGAGCUCGGGGAGAUGGGCGUGUGCCCAAACUGGAGCAUCAUCUCUGCUGUUUGCAAGGACUCUCUGCAGGUUGGAAUUCAAUAGGUAGAAAAUUAAAGGUAUUUACCCUUCCAGCAGCAGCACCUUUGUUCUGCAAGGAGAUUUUUGUAACACAGCCCCAAAAUACAAAGGGAGAACCUAACAGAGACAAAGAUGACAAUAGCAAUGGCAGAGUGACUCUGACCUUCUGACAAAGGUCCAAAGCUCAGAGAAUUUCAAAUAGUUUCCUUUAAAAAUAAAAAAGCAUCCUGUAGCAGAGUCCCUAAGGUUCCUGGUUAUGCCCUAAAUACCCCAACAGAAAAGUCUUUUGUGGAAAACUGUCCUCAGACAGAACUGGAACAGGUUCCUUCCUUUAAAAUAUCUAGGAAGCUCAGGGCUUUUUUUUUUUUUUUAAUAUCACAUGACAUCAGCCCUGCUGGUAUUGCAGAGGGUUUGGUGGAUGCCUGAGACUGACAGACAGACGUUCCAGCCCUGUUCUUUUCCCCCAGGGGGUUUCUCAGCAGGCAGAACCUUACCAGACACCUUCAGCUUCCUCCCUCGCCUCCGGCGCUGGAUGCACAACCGUGCCAUGACCUUCCCCCGCUGUGAUCAUGGGAUGGCUGCGACCAAAGAUGGGAUCUUUUGCAUCGGAGGAAGGACGCUGAAAGGAGUAAGUUCAUUUGCUCUUGUAAUACCACAACUGAUCCAAAAUGGAGUCUCUGUAUGGCUGGGCCCUGGUGCAUUACACCAGAAGGAUGGACAGUAACUACGGUGGACUGGCACAGCAGCACAUCAGUCACACUUCAUUAAGAAAACAUACUUGCCAUUACAGCUGUGCACAUUAAGAGCUGCCCUGCUGUCACACCCCAUGUGCAAGAGCACAAAGCAAAACGCAGGGUGCAGAUGCAGCCUGCUGCUGCAGGAGAAUGCCACGUAACUGGCUGUGCACCUGUCCCAGAAACACUACUUGACCUCCUCUGUUUGUGCUGGGUUGGCAAAUAGGAGAAGAAAUGGACUGCAGUGAAGACACCAGUGUAGAUUUUAGGAGAGAUGGGUUUAAGUCCUGGGAUGCCAGUGAAGCCUCUUCAGACUGACUUCCCAUCUGUGAAAGCAGUGCAGCCUGCUGGGGAGGUGACCCACACUCCAUCAGGGAGACACUCCUUCCCUGCAGUCAGGAUAAGUGAAUUCUGACAGGCCAUUCAGCAAUGCCUGUUGGAAAACAUGAGGGCUUGUGGCUCAGCCCAACAUUAAUGCUGUUUCUUUCAAAGGAACAAAGGUAUCUUAAAGCACUUCUUCACUGAGAAUUGACAGAGAUCUAUGAAGUCAAGCAGUUCAUCACAUCUGACAUCAGAUCCUUCCAACCACACAAGCUCAGUUGCCUCCCACAGCUCAGUGCACUGUUGCUGUCUAAAGAUGAGGUCCUCAGUAACGUGUUAAGUCUAUGCAGUGCAGGCAGGACUUCAGUUAAAUCACUCCCAGUAGGUCCCCGUGGCUCAUUCUAUUCAUUCUCCAAGAAGAAUAAAGCUUUGUUAGAGCAUUCUUCAAUGGAACUUUGGUAUUUUAUUCCAUUUAUUUUGAUGCUCUGAUUGCAAAAUUUGGAUUGUAAAAUGCAGCACCUUGAGCUCCACCACAUUCAGUACAUGUUGAGACACUGGGUUCCCUCACCACAAACCAAACGAGCCUGACACGACACCGACACCACUUGAAGCACAAUCAGAUGGAUCUCUUUGGUCUGG